Messenger RNA from Pelmatolapia mariae (spotted tilapia), 5716 nucleotides. It is a transcript of the gene unc5db, whose product is annotated as unc-5 netrin receptor Db. Gene Ontology annotation, biological process: netrin-activated signaling pathway; axon guidance. Lineage: Eukaryota; Metazoa; Chordata; Actinopteri; Cichliformes; Cichlidae. Bases 277 to 3165 code for a protein of 962 amino acids. Gene Ontology annotation, molecular function: protein binding; netrin receptor activity. The record is from RefSeq and is a predicted model, not a curated record. The transcript is spliced from 17 exons. Gene Ontology annotation, cellular component: membrane.
GCACGUCUCCCCUGCUGCGCACACACGCACAGCAAAAGUGAAGUGAAGAUGCUUUUUCCCUUUCGACAAACAGUCCAGCCCGCCAGCCGUUCACUUCUCCUACUGCAGUUGCUCCUCCUUCUCCCAACAGAGCGUCCAACUGUCCGCUUCCCUGGUUUACACGAGGAACUUGCGCAGCUGGGGCUCGUCCAGCUCGGAGGAGGAGGGAAGAGCAGGCAUCAGAGACCCGGAGCACCGUCAGCUCUAUAGCGUAUCCGUGGAGAGCUACGCGUCGGUAUGGGCGCGCUGACAAAAGGACGUUACCUCGUUCUGAGGGGCCUCCUGCUGCUUAUUUAUUGCACAGCAUCGGUUAUCUCCAAAGGUGGUGCCACAGGUGAUGCUCAACCAGAUGCUGUACCUUCGGUACAGGGCACCCUGCCCCACUUCAUCCAGGAGCCGGAGGAUGCCUACAUUGUCAAAAGUAACCCUAUCAAGCUGCGCUGUCGAGCUGUGCCUGCCUUACAGAUCUUCUUCAAAUGCAAUGGGGAGUGGGUUCAUCAGAACGAGCACUUCUCUCACGAGUACAAGGACCUCAACACUGGACUGAAGGUGCGUGAAGUGAUGAUCAACGUGUCACGCCAGCAGGUGGAAGAUUUCCAUGGCCCCGAGGACUACUGGUGUCUCUGUGUUGCCUGGAGCCACUUGGGCACAUCCAAGAGUCGAAAGGCUACUGUUCGCAUCGCUUACCUGAGGAAAAACUUUGAGCAGGACCCCCAGGGGAAGGAGGUGCCAAUCAAUGGGAUGAUCGUUCUGCACUGUCGUCCUCCAGAGGGAGUGCCCACUGCAGAGGUGGAGUGGCUGAAAAACGAAGAGCUGGUGAGCUCCCUGACGGAUGACAACAUCGACACCCGAGCCGACCACAACCUCAUCAUCAACGAAGCGCGCCUGUCCGACUCAGGCAACUACACCUGUCUGGCCAGCAAUGUUGUGGCAAAGAGACGUAGCGCCACGGCAACUGUGAUAGUCUUUGUGAAUGGCGGCUGGUCCCUGUGGACGGAGUGGUCGGCCUGUAAUGCGCCAUGUGGGCGGGGUGUCCAGAAGCGAUCUCGGACCUGCACGAACCCGGCACCACUGAAUGGCGGGGCCUUCUGCGAGGGCAUGUCCGUACAGAAGAUCACUUGCAACGCGCCCUGUCCAAUUGAUGGAGGCUGGAAUGAGUGGAGCCAGUGGACAGUGUGCAGCAGUCAGUGUGAGAGGCAGCGAACUCGGGAAUGCAACUCACCAGUACCCAGACACCGAGGCAAAAUGUGCGAAGGGAACAGUGAGGCCACUGAGAACUGCACAGAUGGACUGUGUACCCAGAAUCGAAAGCUGCUACAUGACGUUAAACCUCAAAGUAUGGAGAGCUCCAAUGAUGUGGCUCUGUACUCAGGCCUUGGAGCCGGCAUAAUCACCGUUGCAAUCCUUGUGGUGGCUGUCAUGCUGUACAGGAAAAAUCACAGCGAGUACGGCGUGGACGUUAUUGACUCCUCUGCGCUCACCGGGGGUUUCCAGUCUUUCAACUUCAAGAACACCAGACAAGGAAACCCGUUGCUUCUCAACUCCUCCAUGCAGCCAGACUUAACAGUGGGCCGGACAUACAGCACUCCCCUCUGCUUCCAGGACAGCACAGAUAAAGAGCUCUUUGACCCCCUGCCAGACAUCAAGGUCAAAGUUCAGAGCUCCUUUAUGGUUUCACUAGGUGUGGCCGAGAGGGCGGAGUUCCACGCCAAAGCCCCAGCCGAGACCUUCCCGCGAGAUCUGAGCCGGGACUAUUGCAGCACCAUGGACAGAAGGAAGAAGGGCCUGCUUACCCUCAAUGGGCCCUUCAGCUCCUGCAAAGAGCCGCUGAGGACCACCGGUGUGUUUGGUCACCAUGGAGGGAGGCUGGUUGUGCCAAACACAGGGGUCAGCCUCCUGGUGCCUCAUGGAUCCGUGGCUGAAAAUAUGUCCUGGGAGAUGUACAUGGUGAUCAAUCAGGGAGAAGCAAGUGUCCAAACACUGGACAGCUGUGAAAUCCUCCUGGGCCCAGAAGUAACAUACGGACCUCCUGGCCUGGAUCUCUUCUGCCCGGUGGCCAUGACCAUCGCCCACUGUGCAGAGGUGGACGCCGAGAACUGGAACAUCCAGCUCAAGAGGAGAACCCAGGACAGCAAAUGGGAGGAAGUGAUGUCAGUGGAGGAGGAAUCCACCUCAUGUUAUUGCCUGAUGGACUCGACAAGCUGCCACUUGCUGCUGGACCAGCCAGGUUCUUACGCCCUCGUGGGUGAGCCCCUGACGCAGGCUGCCAUCAAGAGGCUGAAGCUGGCUGUGUUCGGAACCAUGGAGGUUGGCUCCAUGAGCUACACCUUGCGGGUGUACUGUGUGGACGACACGCCACAUGCCUUUCAGGGAGUGGUGGCUGCAGAGAAGACCAGAGGCGGUCAGCUCCUCGAGGAGCCAAAGAUGUUGCCUUUCCGAGCGAACACCUUCAGCCUGCAGGUGUCCAUCCAGGAUGUUCCCCAGUUUCUAUGGAGCAUCAAACCCUUUACUACAUGUCAGGAAUUCUCCUUCCCCCAAGUGUGGUGCAGCAACCAGCAGCCCCUGCACUGUGCCUUCUCUCUGGAGAGAUACAGCCCUGUCACCGCCCAGCUCUCCUGCAAAAUCAGCGUGCGCCAGGUCAAAGGCCAUGAGCAGAUUCUGCAGGUCUAUACGGCUGUGGCCGAGACCGAAAAGGAGUCAGUUCCAUUUUUUAUGCAGACAGACUGCACCAUCACGUCCCAGACGGGGCCCAAGGCCUUCAAAAUCCCCCUGUCCAUCCGCCAGAGGAUCUGUGCCACCUUCGACACUGCCAACGCCAAGGGCAAGGACUGGCAACUCUUAGCCCAAAAGCUCCACUUAGAUCGAAACCUGGGGUAUUUUGCAAAGCAGCGGAGUCCGUCUGCAGUCAUACUAAGCCUGUGGGAGGCUCGUCACCAGGACACUUCUGACCUUGACUCUCUAGCCAGUGCCCUGGAGGAGAUUGGAAAGAUCCACUCCAAAAGUUCCCCCAAGGACCAGGACGAGUGCGAGUCUGACUCCAUUCACAUACAAGCAAGCAGUCUGUACGGAACAGGCGGACUAACCAGUCAGAAUACAGAGGACUGCGCUUCUGAAUACACGGGCUGAGAGAGGAGAGAGAGCCAGUAAAAACUGACAGACUGACGUAUAUAUCUGUGUACGCACACAGUCAGUGAUGGACAACACACUGCGGCGGUGCGGUAGAAGGUCACGAGGUGAGUAGACGGUGCCAGUGUUCAACACGGCGACCGAUCACAACAGGUCGAGGUGAGCUGGCACCUGCUGUGGAUCUGCCCCUCUCUUUUAAGAACCCGUCUGAGGCUGGACUGUAAAUCUUUGUCUGCCUUUCCACUCAGUCCUUUCUGUUUGUUUCUAACUUCUUUUAAUUUAGGUUGAUGUGAAUUUAUUCCCCUUUGUGUCUGCUAUUGUCUGAACCCGCGUUAGAGGAGAAGGGAGCUCCUUUUCCAGCAGUCCACACGCUUGCAUAUAAGUUUGAAUAUGCAAAUAAGAUGAUACAACUGUGGCGUAAUGUUAGUCACCUAUGUUUGAUCUGACACUCCCCUCCCCGUGUCAACAAAUGAAAAAGGACUUAAAAGCUAAUUUUUCUUUUCUUUUAAUGUCCACUGUUAUAUUUUUUAAUGGGAAGCUCCUGAUUGCUUAAAUGUUGUGAUAGUGAACUUUCAAGGCAGGUAUCUUCAAAAUCACCUGGUUUUAUUUAUUAAGAGAAAAAAAUCCCAAAACCGAAAUUUUAGCACUUAAUGAUCAUUUAUGCAAAAAAUAAUCAUAAAUAUAUCAUCCCCAGUUUUACUCGAAAAAAAAAAGUAAGAAAGAAAACGAGCCGUUGGUUGUGGCGUAAUGUGGCAGAGUGAGAUUUCUAACCGUGGCAUUACAAUUCAUUACAGUUGCCUCCUGCGGCAGAUAGAGAGGGAGGAAGCUGUAAAACAUCAUUUCCUGGCACCGCGGGGAGGUCAUCGCUACGUCUUAUCAUCCACUUUCCACCAUUAACACCCGUCACACAGACCUCAUAUCAGGCCCCGACACACCCAGCUGCCCCCACGUCUACCACCCACCCACACAAGUACACAACUCACACACCACACUGACAUUUCACGGCUGUAGAGGUCACCUAUUUUCAUAUUAUUCAAAAAACAACAAAGGAAUACAGACAGUGUCAGACAUAUAUAACAUACAGUAACAGUAUAUACCGUAUAUAAAUCCUACGUCAUGCUGAGGGAAUAAGGGAAAAUGUCAUAGUCAUGUGAGGUAAUGGUAAGUGAAACUUUUGAUGACCUCCAGGUCAAAAUAGAUUGAAACGUUAACCCCUCAUCUUUAUAUUUAAACACACACUAAGGUUGAAGCUGUCAGAGCUUUAGCUGGUGUUUGUAGAAAAGUGUUUUUGUAAUUAUUUAAGACUCUUAAUUCAAGGUUCAAUUAAGUACUUUUUAUCUCCAAAAGUUGAUUCUGUUCAUCUGGACGUAGCGUUUUGUGAGAGAAACGUAUCUGAUGAAUAUAUUCAAAAACAACACCCAGUGUUCUCGCAGCGGAGAGAUUUGUAUGACUGAAAUCACAGCGGGUCUCAUAACAGCCUUCACCUUGCCAGAGAGGUGCAUGCUAGGUGAAUAAGGCCAAAUUAUGCAAAAUUAUAUUUUCGCACGUACUCCUGGCAGUCUCUAGCCGUGAACUUUCAGGUUAGAAUUUUCUGAUAUGUGCCACUGAGAUUUCUGUCUGCAACCCUGGUGAACAGAAUGUCCUUUGCUCUACGCCUAGCAAUGAAAAAUUCCACCGAGAGUCUCACUAAUUUAUACUGAAACAGAAGAGGGCCAGCAAGUGACAAGAGUGGAGCUGUAGUGGAAGGUUAGAAUAGUUGAAUGAUGGCAGGAGGGGAAAACAGACCUGAAUUUUAACCAAACUAAACACUUAUCACACAUAUCUAAAAGGUUGUUUAAGGUCUUAAGUGACUUUAAGCUAUAAUAUAUUACCUAGACUUGUCGGUGAGACUUGUGGGAGCUGUUUUUGUAAACUUUUAUAAAUCAGACAUAAAUCUACCCAAAAAACAUUUGGCUGAUAUAAAAACAAAAUACAAUGAGGUAACACAGAGAGCAGGCGAAUGGAACAGCCCAACCGGCACCUAUAUUGAAUUUUUCUGAAAACAUCUUGUUGUCAACAUUAGCUUAUGAUUUUACAGUUUUACAGGCCUCACGCUAACUGCAUGGAAAUCUAAUUUUAAUUUAACUUUGAUAAAAAGUUGGCAAAAGAAAAUGUGCUUUAUUUUGAAAAAACUAAUUGCCAGGUUUUGUGUGCUUUUAGACUGUUUGCAGAUGCAGCAUUAAAAAUCAGAGCGGGUGAUACAUUUUUAUUGUUUUAUGUAAAAUAAAACGUAAUGUGGACAUGUAGACCAGAAGGUUGGUAAUAUUGCUAUUAUCGAUAUUAUACUUAAACAAAACUAAACCUAAAAAUAAAAAGAGAUAAACAUUUUUGUUAGCUAAAAUUAAAAUAUAAAUCUAGACUUGUGAGGGUAAAAAUCAAACUAACUGAAAUGAUUAUGUGAACUUUGAAACUAAAAAAGAAUCCAGAUAAAUGCAAUAUUAGUUUUUAUUUGUCAGCUUGAUAAAAAUUUGUUAUCAUAACUUGAAACAUUGAUAGAUUUGGUUUUGGAUUU